Messenger RNA from Vigna unguiculata (cowpea), 1678 nucleotides. RefSeq lists its product as uncharacterized. Gene Ontology annotation, cellular component: membrane. The record is from RefSeq and is a predicted model, not a curated record. NCBI's taxonomy places the organism in Eukaryota, Viridiplantae, Streptophyta, Magnoliopsida, Fabales, Fabaceae.
AUUUGGUAAAUUAGGGUCCCAUGAAACACAAUUCAACACAACACAACAAAACAGAACAACAGAAGGAGGAAUUUGCAUGCAGUAGCACAUUAACAUGUUCAUCAGUGUGAGUAUUCUGGAGCAAGGCCUUGCCCAUUUGCUGCUUCCUUGAAUCUGAAACACCAGACUGAAUCUUUGUCGAGAAUUUCAAGAUUUUCCCCACAAACCACCACAUCACGUCACUUGGUCCCAUGAAAGAUCUGAUUUUUCGUUCUUGGGGGGUGGGGUUUCUGCCGUUUUUCCUUUCACCGUUGGUGUCUGAAGAUUGCACAAACAGAAUGGUCAACAACACUUUUUGGUCACCUCGUGUGCUUUAAACUGUAAACUCUCUCUCUAUCUCUCUCACUCUCUCUCUGUUUUCUGUCUCUGUGUUGCAUUCUUUGCGUGUCUUAGUCUGUGGCUGUUUCUUCCAUUGUUAGAAAUUGGUGGUUUUAAUUUGAUUUUGACCGAACGAAUGAGAUCUUGAUGAGGGUUGGAACCAUUUUUUUGUUGCCAUUACUUCUUUCUCUGCCGCUUUCAAUCGCUCAGCUCCCACCUGACACUGCAAUGUCAUCCCGAACCCUCGAUGCCAUUCUUCAAGAUUGCGCCUUUAAGGCAUUUCUGAGGCCAAAAACUGGGGUACCCUACGAUGCCCAAGUGCCCAGAAACCUAACCGGGAUUAGAGUUUCAGCAAUGAGGCUCAGGAGUGGUAGUUUGAGGACCAGAGGUGUUGAAAGAUACAAAGAGUUUCAGAUCCCAAUUGGGGUGUUUGAGCAACCUUAUGUAGAGAGGCUUGUUCUGGUGUAUCACAACUUAGGCAACUGGUCUGAAAAGUUUUACCCUUUACCUGGUUACUCUUAUCUGGCUCCUGUUUUGGGUCUAAUGUCAUACAGUGGUGCCACUCUGAAUGCUUCUGAGUUGCCUGAAUUAGAGAUUAGAGCUUCUGAUAACCCAAUUUUGAUCAAGUUCCCUCAUGUAAAACCACCACCAUCAGGGUCAGUGCCAAAGUGUGUGUUCUUUGAUCUACAUGGUUCUGUGCAAUUUGACAUCCUAGUACAUGGUAACGUAUGUUCAACAGUCCAACAAGGACACUUCUCUAUUGUUGUGGAGUCUAAUGCCCCAUCUCCAGCACCUGCUGCUGUUGCUGUUGCUGCUGAUGUUGGAAAAGGAGGUUCUAAGAACAAGCACAGGGUGUGGAUAAUUGUUGCAUCAUUUCUUGGUGGAUGCGUGUUGGUGAUCUUGUUGAGUCUAUUGAUUGUUAAAGUGAGAAGAACCAAACAAGGGAUGAAGAUUCAGCAGCUGGAAUGGGUAGCUGAGAGCAAUGAAACUUUGCAUAUGGCAUCCAUUGGAGGCACCAAAGCACCACUUGCAGUGGGGACUCGCACCAGACCAACAAUUGAAAAUGAUUACGUGCCUUAGAUUUCAGGAUUAUUGUUGGAUCAACUUUUUUUUCCCCUGCUUUUUGGAAUUUUUGUGUUCAUAAUGAGUGAAAAAAUGAUGCUUUAGUUUCCCUAACUAAUGGCCAUGAUAAGAAAUUCAGGCUUCUUGGUUUAGUUUGGUAUGAUUUCCAUGAAUCUCAUUGGCUUCUCUGGUUUUUUGGUAGAAUAGAACCUUCAUUCUCUCAUCUUUGAUGUUUUAUUUUAGCAAGUGUGUUGAUUUA